AUGGCUACAGUCUCCUGGGAAACCGUCAAGUUCCUCCUUAUCUUUUUCGGGCCAAUCUUACUCCCACGCCUGAUCAAUGCCUACCGAAGCCUCCGGGUAUCCAUUGCUAGUCGGCCACCGCCGUGUCCUCUACCUGCCGCUCCUGGUCGAGCGCUCAACAUCUUAUUUUGCAGCAUCGUAUUCUUUCUGCUCCUCAGCAUACCCUUCAACCCACACGCGCCCGAGCCCAAUAUCUUCACCCUCACUCGUUCUCGCCUCAACACCCCGACCGAUGUCAUCUUCAGCCGCCUCGCCCGGCUCCGGCCAGAUAACCGCCUGGCCGAAGCGGAUAAUCUUCUCCAGUCCCGGUUCACCUCCCUGAGAGCUCGUAAGGCGUACCUGACCUUUGGGCCUGAUGCAUUGGUAUCAUGCCAGUACUGCUCCUUUGACAACCUCAACACAUAUCUGAUGUACUACCUGCCGUUCCAUGUGUUGCUCCCACACCUGGUACAUCUCCUGAUUCUCGGCGCAGCGACAUCCGCGCCCAUCGCAGGCCGCGAAGUCUCCCGCUGGCGUACAAAGUUUACACUCGCCGCACUCGUCCUGGCGGCUAUCGACAUUUACAUUGUGGCUACCUACGAUGCGAUCCAGGACGCGCCACGCGCCGUACGCGAGAGCCAAAUACCGCCCUCUGGGCUUUACAACUACAUGACGCUCCUGCGACCGCUGGCGUUCGUGAUCUGCGAUGUGGUCUGCUCGGUUGUGAUUUGGCUCUCUGCGACCAACCGGUUCUUUUUCAAGCCGCCGUCGCCCGCUGAGCAAGUUGACGAUGCCGUGUCGGUGGCGGUGCAGGCGUUGAUGAGCGCAAACUCGAAACUACAUGCUACCAACGUUACUCGUAAUGCAGUGGUUCGAGACCAGGGAUUGAAAUAUCGCGAUGACUUGUAUUGGCGGACUAUGGUGGCUUCGGAGAACCCCACUCAGGGGCCUGGAGAAGGUGGGGAGCAGAUCCUCAACAAUAUUUGGGAGGAGGAGGAAGUCGCAAGGGCGAUGUCACGGGUCAUGGCCGGACAGGGUGGAAUCGAUUUAGCCCAGUUGGGGGUGAGUGCCAAUGAUUUUGUGCGAGAGGUUACAGACGGUUUAGAGUGA
Penicillium paradoxum is the source of this 1128-nucleotide messenger RNA. RefSeq lists its product as uncharacterized. Lineage: Eukaryota; Fungi; Ascomycota; Eurotiomycetes; Eurotiales; Aspergillaceae. The record is from RefSeq and is a predicted model, not a curated record. The transcript has 2 exons. The coding region runs from base 1 to 1128 and encodes 375 amino acids.